Messenger RNA from Bombus impatiens (common eastern bumble bee), 1148 nucleotides. RefSeq names its product lipid droplet-associated hydrolase (gene sturkopf). Lineage: Eukaryota; Metazoa; Arthropoda; Insecta; Hymenoptera; Apidae. Gene Ontology annotation, biological process: lipid storage. The transcript has 4 exons. The coding region runs from base 209 to 1138 and encodes 309 amino acids. Gene Ontology annotation, cellular component: lipid droplet. Gene Ontology annotation, molecular function: lipase activity. The record is from RefSeq and is a predicted model, not a curated record.
GUUACUGGAGAAUGAAAUGUCAUUAAUUGAUUAAGAAGAACACAAAAUUCGAAGCAAAAGUUUAGUGUAACAUCAGCAAAGUCUUGCUUCUUGAAACUUGUUAGGUUAAAUUUAUCUAAUUAUUAGUCAUCUAUCAAUUAUUAAUAUAUCUAGAUUCUUAAAUAGAAAUAGCCUUUAUACGUGGCCCGUUACUACAGCAAAAAACAAUAUGCAACGUGCUAUGUUACAAAUAAAUGGCAUACCAACUCAAGUAAUUACAGAAGGUCGUUGGGUAGAAGAAGGUCUUGCAGAGUAUGGUAAGAAAGACAUAGUACUUGUUAUUACGGGUAACCCUGGCAUUGCAGAAUUUUAUGAGGGAUUUAUAAAAACUAUAAAAUCAAGACUUCCUAGUGAAGUACCUGUUUGGGUGGUUGGAAAUGCUGGUCAUGUACAACCACCGAACAAUUUAGCAAUUACUAUGCCAAGUAAUUCAACUUGGAACGAACAUUAUAGUUUAAUGGCACAAUUAGAGCACAAGAAAGACUUCAUAAAAAAAUAUGUACCAGACGAUGCAAGACUGCAUCUUAUUGGGCAUUCAAUAGGGAGUUGGAUGAUAUUAAAUAUACUAAAAGAUGAUAUCAUUGCUAAAAAAAUAACCAAAUGUUAUCUAUUAUUUCCAACCAUAGAACAUUUAGCCACAACCACUAAUGGAUGGAUAUUCACUAAAAUUAUAUUGCGCAUUGCAUCCUUUCUCGUUCUUAUUGCUUGGACUUUUCAAUUUCUUCCACAUGUUUUAAAAAUCUUUUUUAUCAGUAUGAUAGCACUGUUAAAAGGAGUUCCUUCAAAAUACAAUAACGCGUUACUUCAAUUGGUAAAUCCUCAUGUCAUAGAAAGGAUAAUUAAAAUGGCAAAGGAAGAAAUGGAAAUAAUAAAAGAACGAGAUGACGACAUAAUUUCAAAAUAUGCAGAUAAAUUAUGGUUGUAUUAUGGCAACUGUGAUGGUUGGACACCAGUUAAAUAUUAUGAAGAUUUGAAAUCUAAGCAUUCUGAUCUCAAUGCAGAACUAUGUAAGCAUGGUUAUGAUCAUUCCUUUGUUUUGCAGUAUGACAAAGAAAUGGGAAAGCUUGUUGCCGAUGUAAUUAAUGAUAACAUAUUGUAAUCUUAAAAAA